Messenger RNA from Cajanus cajan (pigeon pea), 3405 nucleotides. Its product is annotated as Tetratricopeptide repeat (TPR)-like superfamily protein. Gene Ontology annotation, molecular function: zinc ion binding; protein binding; RNA binding. Gene Ontology annotation, biological process: RNA modification. Lineage: Eukaryota; Viridiplantae; Streptophyta; Magnoliopsida; Fabales; Fabaceae. The record is from RefSeq and is a predicted model, not a curated record.
UUUUAUUAAUGGGAGAAAAUUCAAACUCAUAAACAUGAGUUUUUUUCGUCUAAAAUUGGAGCAGAUUUGGGCAAGUAGCCACGAGGACGGGUUAGGUGCUGCUCCCGCGCGGCCUCAGUUGGAAUGGCGUGUCUCCAAGUCCCAACAAGCGCUUUCCAAACGUAUUUGGUAGGCAUCAUGAUAAUAGAAUGAGUUCCGAAGGCGAAGAUGCACUUACCACUGCGAUUGCGAGCCACUUCCGGUGUGAACCCAUGGACCCCACGCGCUCACCUCAUCCACUCCCAAUGGUUUCCCCUCCUCCGCCACGCCAUCGCCGCCUCCGACUUGCCCCUCGGGAAGCGCGCCCACGCCUGCAUUCUAACCUCCGGCCUCAACGUCGACGACCGCUUCCUUACCAACAACCUCAUCACCAUGUACGCCAAAUGCGGCUCCCUCUCCUCCGCCCGCAAACUGUUCGACACAACGCCCCACUCCUCCAGAGACCUCGUCACCUGGAACGCCAUCCUCGCCGCCUACGCCAACGCCCACAAUACCCACGCCGGCUUCCACCUCUUCCGCCUCCUCCGCCACUCCGCCGUCUCCGCCACUCGCCACACCCUCGCCCCCGUCUUCAAAAUGUGCCUCCUCUCCGCUUCCCCCUCCGCCUCCCAGUCCCUCCACGGCUACGCCGUCAAGAUAGGCUUAGAAUGGGACCUCUUCGUCGCCGGUGCCCUCGUCAACAUAUACGCCAAGUUCGGACGCAUCAGAGACGCACGCGUUUUGUUCGACGGAAUGGCCGUCAGGGACGUUGUUCUCUGGAACGUCAUGAUCAAGGCCUACGUCGACACGUGUCUCCAAGAUCAAGCGCUGGUUCUCUUCUCUCAGUUUCACCGAACCGGACUGCGUCCCGAUCACGUCACUGUCCUCACUCUCACCCGCGUUGCCAAAAGUAAAACUCUUUUCCAACGCCACUUGAACCAGCUUCGUGCUUAUGCCACUAAAUUGUUUCCUUCUGAUGAUGAUUCCGAUGUCAUUACGUGGAACAAGACACUGUCUCAGUGUCUUCAGAGAGGUGAAGCUUGGGAAGCUGUUGAUUGUUUUGCAGAUAUGAUCAAGUCACGGGUUGCGUGUGACAGCGUGACGUUCGUUGUAAUGUUGUCUGUGGUCGCUAGUUUGAACUAUCUUGAACUGGGGAAACAGAUUCAUGGUGUCCUUGUGAGGUCGGGGUUCGAUGGAAAUGUCCAUGUUGGUAAUAGCCUUAUCAAUAUGUAUGUCAAGGCUGGUUCCGUUUCUCAUGCGAGAAAGGUGUUUCGUCAAAUGGAUGAAGUGGAUUUGAUAUCGUGGAACACCGUGAUAUCUGGUUGUGCAUUGAGUGGUUUGGAGGAGUGUUCUGCUGGGUUGUUUGUUGAUUUAUUACGCAGUGGCCUCUUGCCGGAUCAGUUCACCAUUGCCAGCGUUUUGAGGGCUUGUUCUUCUCUUGAAGAUGGUUACUAUCUUGCCAAGCAGAUUCAUGCUUGUGCAAUAAAAGCUGGUGUUGUCUUAGAUUCGUUUGUUUCAACGGCACUGAUUGAUGUCUAUUCCAAGAGUGGGAACAUGGGGGAGGCAGAAUUUCUUUUUGUUAACCAAGAUGGAUUUGAUUUGGCAUCUUGGAAUGCUAUGAUGCAUGGGUAUAUAGUGAGUGGUGAUUUUCCUAAGGCAUUGAGGCUUUACAUUCUAAUGCAUGAAAGUGGGGAGAGAGCGGAUCAGAUUACUCUGGCGAAUGCAGCUAAGGCUGCUGCGGGCUUGGUGGGGCUUCAGCAAGGGAAGCAAAUUCACACUGUUGUUGUGAAAAGGGGGUUUAAUUUAGAUUUGUUUGUCAUUAGUGGAGUUCUUGACAUGUAUCUAAAAUGUGGUGAGAUGGAAAGUGCUAGCAGAGUUUUUAGUGAGAUACUCUCACCAGAUGAUGUUGCCUGGACUACUAUGAUAUCAGGAUGUGUGGAGAAUGGGCAAGAAGAGCACGCUCUUUUCACAUACCAUCGGAUGAGACAUUCUAGGGUGCAGCCAGAUGAGUAUACUUUUGCUACCCUUAUCAAGGGUUGCUCUCUUUUAACAGCAUUGGAACAAGGGAGACAGAUUCAUGCAAAUAUUGUAAAGCUAAACUGUGCUUUUGAUCCUUUUGUGAUGACCUCACUUGUUGACAUGUAUGCCAAGUGUGGGAACAUAGAAGAUGCGCGUGGUUUGUUUAAAAGAAUGAACACGGGGAGGAUCGCCUCGUGGAAUGCCAUGAUAGUAGGAUUAGCUCAACACGGAAAUGCUGAGGAGGCGCUCCACUUUUUCAAAGAUAUGAAAUCUAGGGGUGUAAUGCCAGAUAGAGUUACUUUUAUAGGGGUUCUUUCUGCAUGCAGUCAUUCUGGUUUGAUAUCCGAAGCCUAUGAGAAUCUAUAUUCCAUGCAGAAAAACUAUGGAAUUGAACCUGAGAUUGAGCACUAUUCUUGUCUUGUUGAUGCCCUGAGCCGUGCGGGGCGGAUACAAGAAGCUGAAAAGGUGAUAUCAUCAAUGCCUUUCGAAGCUUCUGCUUCAAUGUAUAGAACACUGCUUAAUGCUUGUAGGGUUCUGGUAGACAAGGAGGCGGGAAAGCGUGUAGCAGAAAAGCUUUUGGCUUUGGAGCCAUCUGAUUCAUCCGCUUAUGUUCUUUUAUCUAAUGUUUAUGCGGCUGCUAACCAAUGGGAAAAUGUGGCGAGUGCUAGAAAUAUGAUGAGAAAGGUAAAUGUGAAGAAGGAUCCAGGGUUUAGUUGGGUAGAUUUGAGGAACAAGGUGCAUUUGUUUGUAGCUGGGGAUAGAUCACACGAAGAAUCUGAUGUGAUAUAUAAUAAGGUGGAGUAUGUUAUGAAGAGGAUUAGAGAAGAAGGAUAUGUUCCUGAUACGGACUUUGCACUUGUUGAUGUAGAAGAAGAAGAUAAAGAGAGUGCUUUAUAUUGUCAUAGUGAGAAGCUAGCAAUAGCUUAUGGGCUCAUAAAAACUCCACCAUUCACUACGUUAAGGGUAAUUAAAAACCUCAGAGUGUGUGGAGAUUGCCAUAAUGCAAUCAAAUAUAUAUCAAAGGUGUUUAAGCGAGAGAUUGUUUUGAGAGAUGCAAAUCGAUUUCAUCAUUUCAGGAAUGGGAUUUGCUCUUGUGGUGAUUACUGGUGAGGUGAGAAUUGAAUCUUUCCCUUAGUAGUACCCCAUUAUUAUAAGUGGGUUUAUGGAGAGCCAUCAGCUAACCUUCCUUUUUGUUGGCUCCUCUUGUCUUCGUCGACUAGCUAGUUAGAGUUACUUGACAAAAGAUUCACAAAGGAUUUUAGUUAUGAAAUAAGUUAUUAGACCUGAUUGGUCAACCUUCAAAAGGGGUCUUGCAAAUAAUUGGUAUAAAAACUAGUUCAACAUCGACUUGCACCAAUCCAAACAUCU